AUGUCUGUGGGCAGCAUCCCACUGGAGUUGGUGGAAAUAGCUGCUAAUGAUCCUCUGGAUGUGGAUGCAGGUGGGAUGGUAGAUGAGGACAUGGGGUACCCUAUUGCUGCUGUGGAAGGGAAGAGAGGAGUUGAGGGCUUUAAUGUGGGACAUGGGUUGGACCCAAUUGAAGGCUCUGUCAACUACGCUUCUCCCGGAUCUGUGAAGACGAGUCAAGCUGGCAGUGUGUCGGGCAGCCCAAAACCCUUCUCUCCUCAGUCCUCCACUCCCAUUGCUGCUAAAUCAGAAAGGACUUUGAAAACCCCUCCUACGGGCAGCAUCCUUAACCUAAACCUUGAUCGCAGUAAAGCGGAAAUGGACCUUAAAGAGCUCAGCGAAUCUGUGUUGCAGUCAACUCCCGUGCUCCUCACUUCACCGAAAAAGCAGCCAGUGCGGAGUAGCUUCCUACUUAACCUCGACAAGACAAUAGAAAGUUGUAAAGCACAACUAGGAAUAAAUGAAAUUGCUGAAGAUGUUGAUGGAGGACCUGAACACAGUGAUUCUGAGGAUUCGGAAAAAUCAGACACCACUGAUAGUGAAUAUGCCAGUGAUGAAGGGCUGAAACUAAACAAUGGGCAAGAGGAAGGAGAGGAAAAGGAAGGUGUCAGGAGUGAGAAAGAUUCCCCUUUUGUGAAAAAGAAGCCAAAGCAGGUAAUGGCUCAUGAUGAAGUAAAGCAAGAGACAAGUCCAAGUUCGGCUAUGGGUAAAAAUGAAACCACUGGGCAGGAAAAGACAAAUGGGGACCCUGACAAAGAACUUGUUGAGAAAAUGAAAAGUCUGCAUCAGGCAGCAAAGGAGAAACUAGGGAAUAAAGAUGAGACUGACUCUCCAACAGUACACUUGGGACUCGACUCUGAUUCUGAUUCUGAGAAUGAACUGGUUAUAGACCUGGGAGAUGAAAGUAAAGAGGCUGUUCGAGAAGGCAAAAAAGGGGAGAAGAGCAAAAAGGAUCAAACUCCAACACCGGCAUUGAAGGAAUCACCAUCUGCAUCAAAUACAGAAAGUAAAGCAUCGCCCACUUCAGCUGUGGCCAGUCAACCGAAAGGUGAGGCUGCUUCUUCAGUAGCCAGUCUCCCAAGCCAGACCUCUUCAACCAGUAUUACAACGACUGCCAGUGUUGUGCCUACUGCCACAGUUCCAGCUGUUCCUGUUAGCAAUAGUCCGGUUAAAAAACAACGGCCUCUGUUGCCAAAGGAGACUGUUCCAGCUGUUCAGCGUGCAGUGGUGUGGAAUCCCUCGACAAAGUUUCAGACUUCCUCACAGAAAUGGCACAUGCAGAAGGUACAAAGACAGCAGCAACAAGUACAAGCGCCGCAGCAGCAGUCUCAAACCACAGGGACACGGUACCAGACAAGGUUGGCUGUGAAAGCUGUGCAGCAGAAAGAGGCAACCCUAGCAACUUCAACAUCUUCUAUUACUUUGGUUACAAGCAGUUCAUCUACACCUGUGGCAGGCAGCAGUUCAGCAGUGGUGAGCACAGCUUCCAGUUCAGUCUACAGUACUGAUUUGCCGAUUGUUACUCCAUCUGCUGAUGUCGCUGCUGACCUUACAAAGUAUACAAACAAGAUGAUGGAAGCAAUAAAGGGAACAAUGACUGAAAUCUACAAUGAUCUUUCCAGAAAUAAUUCUGGAAGCACGAUAGCAGAGAUUCGACGAAUGAAAAUUGAAAUUGAUAAACUGCAAUGGUUACAUCAGCAAGAGCUAGCUGAGAUGAAACAUAAUCUUGAGUUAACAAUGGCGGAGAUGCGACAGAGUCUUGAGCAGGAAAAGGAUCGCACGAUCACAGAGAUGAAGAAGCAGAUGGAGGCAGAGAAGCAGCAGGCUGUUGAUGAAACUAAGAAGAAGCAGUGGUGUGCAAAUUGCAGGAAGGAGGCCAUCUUCUACUGUUGCUGGAACACCAGUUACUGUGACUAUCCUUGCCAACAGGCACACUGGCCAGAGCACAUGAAGUCUUGCACUCAGUCAGCCACUGCAACUCAGCAGGAAACUGAAUCAGAAGUGAAUUCUGAUGCAUUAAGUAAGAAUGCACAGCAAGCCCCCACAGUCCAGCAAUCACCAUCGGAGAGCAAAGCCAGCCAAAAUGACAAGGAGCCAGGCACAGAUAAAAGCAAGGAAAAUACAAUGCCAGUUGUAGUGACUCCAGCAGUUGGUGCAGUUGCUGUGCAGCCAGAAGUCCAGUGCACCCAGACCACAAUGCCUGUCCAAACCCGCAGAACCUGAAUGCCCUAGAUCUUGUUGGACGACAUUUGAAGAAGGCAGCAUUAUGGAUCAAGACUUUGCAUGGAGAAUGUGUGAAUAUUGCCCUCGCUCUCCAAUGAAUACAUACAUUGCUUAUCUGCUUUGUACAUAACAUACAGAGCUUUCAUGACACUACAUUCUUGCCUAGCAUUAAAAAAAUUGACAAAGAAUCCAACCUGAAGUCUUCAGAAUAUGAUCACGUCCCACAAGCCUUUUCAUCUUUUUUAGAAUUUGUCAAUUCUAAAGCUUCAUCCCCUUUGUAUUUUCUUUUAAUAUGACUUAAUGGAAGAUUCUAGACUCUAGUUUCUGAAAAUGUAGUGAAUUGGGGAACGUAUACAGCAUGCAACAAAAAAGCCUUUAGUAGUUGGACCACAGCAUAUAAUAUUUAUAUGUAGGAGUCUGUGAAACCCAGUGACGUAAUGAGCAUGAAAUGGGGGGUACGUUUUGGCAUUUCUAAUGAAGGAGUACAACAUGGGGAGGUACAUCUCGCUGCUCAUUUAUUUUCCUCUUCUCCACAUGUUAGCAAUUGUUUGCUCUUGGUUACAUAUGACAUUUGAACACAAGGAGUUUGUGUGUAUAUGAGAUAAUCCUUUCUGUGUUCAGAAUGAUGCCAGUGCUUUUCUGAUGUGUAUAUUUUUGUUUUUUAUUUUUCAUCCUGGUUUAUAAAAUAAGCAGUUUGUACAGUUUUCAACCAGUCCUGAUGGGUAAAUGUUAUUAAAAUAAAAAGUUUAAAAAAAAAAUUGACACUAUAGUAAAAUUACCAUUGUUUUUUGAGAACAUGACUUGCUAGCCUAACUUGUGAAACAGAAUUGCUUUUAGCAUAAUGGAAGUAUUUUUUCACAUUUCUUUGUACAAAGUUUAUAUUAAAAAUAGCAAAAAAAAAUCAA
Messenger RNA from Rhincodon typus (whale shark), 3164 nucleotides. RefSeq names its product protein kinase C-binding protein 1-like. Bases 1 to 2259 code for a protein of 752 amino acids. NCBI's taxonomy places the organism in Eukaryota, Metazoa, Chordata, Chondrichthyes, Orectolobiformes, Rhincodontidae. The record is from RefSeq and is a predicted model, not a curated record. The transcript has 11 exons.